Neoarius graeffei (lesser salmon catfish) is the source of this 1142-nucleotide messenger RNA. It is a transcript of the gene ccnj, whose product is annotated as cyclin J. NCBI's taxonomy places the organism in Eukaryota, Metazoa, Chordata, Actinopteri, Siluriformes, Ariidae. The record is from RefSeq and is a predicted model, not a curated record. Gene Ontology annotation, molecular function: cyclin-dependent protein serine/threonine kinase regulator activity. Gene Ontology annotation, biological process: mitotic cell cycle phase transition; regulation of cyclin-dependent protein serine/threonine kinase activity. The transcript has 5 exons. Gene Ontology annotation, cellular component: cyclin-dependent protein kinase holoenzyme complex; cytoplasm; nucleus. The coding region runs from base 4 to 1101 and encodes 365 amino acids.
CCAAUGGAGCUGGAGGGCCAGUGGUGGAAAGGCCAACUUGCUGGAGAUAUUUACCAUGCUCUACGUUACAAGGAGCUGAGGCUGCCUGUUUACAAAGGUCAGUCGCCACAACUGAACCUUCGACGCUACUUUGCAGACCUCAUCGCUAUAGUGAGCAACCGGUUCAGGCUGUGUCCUGCAGCUAGACACCUGGCUGUGUACCUGCUGGACCUCUUCAUGGACCGCUAUGACAUCUCUGUGCAGCAGCUCCACAUGGUGGCACUUUCGUGCAUACUUCUGGCUAGUAAGUUUGAAGAAAGAGAAGACAGAGUGCCGAAGCUGGAAACCCUCAACAGCCUCGCUUGUAUGAGCUCCAUGAACUUGGUGUUGACCAAACCAGGCCUAUUGCACAUGGAGCUGCUGCUGCUAGAGACCUUCCACUGGAACAUCUACUUACCCACAGCUGCCCACUUCAUCGAGUAUUACCUGUCGAUUGCUGUCAGUGAAACAGAUCUACAUGAUGGCUGGCCAAUGGCAUGCUUAGAGAAGACAAUGUUGUAUAUGAACAAAUAUGUAGAUUACUUUCUGGAAGUCUCUUUGCAAGACCAUACAUUUCUACGAUUUGCGCCAUCAUUGAUAGCUGCUGCCUGUGUGGCUUCAUCUCGGGUAAUCCUGCAUUUGGUUCCAACCUGGCCUCCUCGUCUACAGCGGCUGUCUGCCUACACUUGGGAGCAGCUACUGCCCUGUUUGGAGAGACUACUUCUUGCCCAUGAUAGUGAUGUAAAGGAAGCCAACAAGCAAAAGUGCCAACUACAGCAACCCAGUCCACAGACAAGGCAGGCCAUGUAUCCAGCACAAAGCCAGAGUGCCACAGUAGCCCAGUAUGUCCACAGACCGGCCUUGCAGUUCACCCAGCAGAGCUGCCAACCUGCGCUGGCUUCGGCCCAUGCCUCAAGUGCCUACCUGUGCCACAAUGGUUCACUGCAGGCAUCUAGUGGCCAAUCACAUGGGCAAGCACAGGCUCAGACUGUCUCUGUACCAUUGGAUUCUAAGAUGAUGCCAAACAGGUCCUACCAGGUGAACUCUGUUUACUCAUGCACAGCACCAUGCUUCAACAGGUGAUGGCAACUGGACACCAGCUACAAACUGAGCAUUUAAUUAUA